AUGACAAACAGUGAGGGAAGUCGCGCUUCACAGAGGAGAAUGGUUGAGGGUGAAUCAAGCAAUGCAAGGGAGAGAAGGCUUAAAAUGCAAGCCGAUUUGGCGGCAAUGACUCAAAGGAUGGAAGAGUCUGAUGCAGAGGAGUAUAGAGGAGCAAGGGGAGUGAGAUUGAGUGAGAGAGAGGAGGGUAAUGGCUAUCCAAGUGAAGAAGGAAGUGAUGAGUGUGAGAGUGAAGAGGAAGGAGAAGAGGUGAAUCAGUUGGUUGAUGAGAGUGAGCAAGAGAGUAACCAAGGUGAACCUAUGGAGGAGGUUGAGCCACAAGAGGAGGAAGAAGAACUCCCUAUGUACCAAGAGCACUACAAUGCUCUCUUCUCCAUGGACUUUGUGGAGACCAAGUACCCACAUGUUGACACAAUGAAGGCCCUUGGAAUCUUUGAAGAUGUGGAGCUAGUUCUCAAGAACAUGCACUUGGGAAGGUUUUUGUCUCAUCACAUGGAAUCCUACAAAGAGCUCACUUGUGAGUUCUUGGCUUCAAUGAGGUACCACUUGUACGAUGAGGAGGAUAGAGCUGAUUUGGACCAAGGAUUGGGAUGGAUCACGUUCUUGGCUAAGGGAGAGAAGAGAAUGGUGACCUUUAGGCAGUUGGAGAUCUUAUUUGGGUUCAACUAUGGAGAAGGUCUAAGGCUCCUCAAGGCCAACACAGGAAACUUUAUGCCUUUCCUUGAUCACCUCACCACCUACAAGACCACAGCCUACAACACUCGAUAUCAACAAGGGAGACGCCUAAGUGUUGGAGGGCUCAUCACUCCUAUCUUGUGUGCUGCUGGAGUGAACCCAACUGAUAAGAGAGCCACUGAACCAGGUUGGAUGGACAUCAAGUUUUGCAAGACCAACCUCCUCAUUGAGCACAAGGAGUUGGAUGGGAGUUCCAAUUCAAGUUCACACAUCCAUUGGCUGGCCCUUCCAAGCUUCUCCUGCCCAACCCUGAGCUCACCACAGUAG
Microthlaspi erraticum is the source of this 999-nucleotide messenger RNA. The record is from the annotation of a GenBank genome assembly. NCBI's taxonomy places the organism in Eukaryota, Viridiplantae, Streptophyta, Magnoliopsida, Brassicales, Brassicaceae.